UAGAUUUCUGGGAAAGAAAGAGUGGUCCUAAAUUGUACGUGGUCUUCGAAGUUGACUCGCCGCUUGGUUCCACUUCCGGCUUGACGGAGCUUUCGCAUAUAAGUUGAUUGGCGAUAUCUUUACAGCUUACAAUUAAGCAUUUCAUAUUUCUGUUGCGAUAUUGACCAUUUUACGAAUUAUCAUAAUUGCCAGUUCUUAUAAAGUAUUCUUGGAGAAAGACCUACGGACACAAUGGCGAAUUCAGACGGGACAGAACAGGCUAAGAAGUCUGUGUACGAGAUUGCUCGAAGCUGGGGAGAAAACCCUCUACCGCCCACACUUUUAGCAACCCUCAUCACCGCGCAACACAUGCGGCCAUUCCAAUUGCUACCGAUGAGCUUCGUCCCUGUACUCCUAUUUACAUCCUACACGAACGUGAACGGAUUCAAAAAAGACUCGGCGGGUAUCAGCGCCGCCUGGUCCGGUUUAUAUCUUCUACUUGCUAGUCGACGCAAGCAGGCGUUUAUGAAGAAAUGGGGUCCCCGAGGAAUUAUUCGUGGUGCAUCUAUGGGUUUGGCGUUGACGAAUCUGGUGGCUGGGGGUUUGACGUAUACAUUGGGUACACAGGAGGAAGAGGAAGAUUAGAGGACGAGGACGAUUGCAUUGUACAAUAAGGGAAAUGAUACUUUCGACUACGGCGUUUGGUUUGAGCCAUUGGGGGACUUGGCGAAAUGAAGUGGCCAUCAGAGGAUGGCCAUAUGUACGAUAUACACAUCACAAAACAUACCUUAGCUCGAGACUAUGCAUCUGCAAAGUUCUAUACUUUCAUAAUAUACAAUCGUCUACAUGUCAUUCGG
Talaromyces stipitatus ATCC 10500 is the source of this 836-nucleotide messenger RNA. RefSeq lists its product as uncharacterized. The record is from RefSeq and is a predicted model, not a curated record. The transcript has 2 exons. NCBI's taxonomy places the organism in Eukaryota, Fungi, Ascomycota, Eurotiomycetes, Eurotiales, Trichocomaceae. Bases 232 to 624 code for a protein of 130 amino acids.